Molecule: messenger RNA, 1227 nt
Organism: Arachis ipaensis
Lineage: Eukaryota; Viridiplantae; Streptophyta; Magnoliopsida; Fabales; Fabaceae
Gene: RTE1
Product: protein REVERSION-TO-ETHYLENE SENSITIVITY-like protein (DUF778)
Biological process (GO): regulation of ethylene-activated signaling pathway; response to ethylene
Cellular component (GO): Golgi apparatus; endoplasmic reticulum
Source: RefSeq, a predicted model, not a curated record
CCAAGCUCCAUUCCGCGAAUCUUGGCUAGCCGGCCAAUAUAACUGCUGUGCAGGUUUUGCAUCGUGCGAUCUUUAUCCACACGUGCUUCGGCAUGGACCUUACAUUGAAUCUGAGCUCAUUUCCUUUCUUGGGCCAGCUGGAUCACUCUUUGACUUGACACUUCCUCUCUUUCCUCUUUUAUUGCACUCACUCAACCAUAUUCAGCUGUUUUUACUUCCCCCUUCUAGAUUUGAGUACAAACAAAUAUGCAUACAUUUUUCGCUGGAUAUUUGUGCUGAGUUGCGAGUUGAGUUGGGAUGUCUCGGUUAGUUGUUUUGAAACAGUGAUGCAUCUACUCAGAAAUUUGUGCAAAGCUAUAUGCAAUGCUGUAGACUUUUCACAUGGAGUUAAAUGCAAGUUAUGACAUUGAGCAUUCUCGCUCCUCGGGAAGCUUAGAGCAUGACAUGUGGCCUUUAGAUCCAAUUGAUCCAAAGAAGGCGAAAUUUCCGUGUUGUUUAGUUUGGAAUCCCCUCCCAGUUGUCUCAUGGUUGGCGCCCUUCAUUGGUCAUGUUGGCAUUUGCAGGGAGGAUGGAGUUGUUUUAGAUUUUUUUGGAUCCAAUUUUGUGAAUGUUGAUAAUUUCGCUUUUGGUGGAGUCGCUAGAUACUUGCAACUUGAUCGAAGACAGUGUUGCUUCCCUCAAAACAUAUCUGCGCAUUCAUGCAAGCAUGGCUACCUGCACUCCGAGUAUGGGACAGCAAUCACAUGGGACGAUGCCUUGCAUUCGAGCAUGCGCUAUUUCGAGAACAAAACUUACAACCUCUUCACAUGCAACUGCCAUUUGUUCGUCGCCAACUGUCUUAACCGGCUAUGUUACGGUGGAUCAAUGAGCUGGAACAUGAUAAAUGUUGGAGCCUUGAUACUAUUCAAGGGUCAUUGGGUUGAUUUCAUGUCAAUUUUAAGGGCUUUCUUGCCUUUUGUUGUGGUUGUUUGCAUUGGUGUUUUGAUGGUUGGAUGGCCCUUCUUAAUUGGCCUAUCAUCAUUUUCAUUACUCUUAAUUGGGUGGUAUUUAAUGGGAACUUACUUGUUUAGAAACCUUUUAGAGCGUUAGAUGAUGCACACCCUUGAAUUGAAGGAUGGUCUUUAUUUUUGUUCCAUAUUCACCAAAUGAUAAGUUUCAGAACAAGAAAUAAGUGUCAUUUUGUGGAAAUUGAAUGAAAAUGGCUUUCAAUGUUCCUUUGUUUUCGUA